This is a messenger RNA of Saccoglossus kowalevskii, 1480 nucleotides long. RefSeq lists its product as uncharacterized. The record is from RefSeq and is a predicted model, not a curated record. NCBI's taxonomy places the organism in Eukaryota, Metazoa, Hemichordata, Enteropneusta, Harrimaniidae. Gene Ontology annotation, molecular function: 3'-5' exonuclease activity; nucleic acid binding. Gene Ontology annotation, cellular component: nucleus. Gene Ontology annotation, biological process: rRNA processing.
CAUUUCAAAACGCGGCGUGACUCGUUUCUGUUUUUUUGGUGUUAUACUAAUUCCGUCUGCUGUAUUCUGAGAACAUUCAGGCUUCAAUAAUGGAGAAGAAAUCUAGGAAAAGAAAGCAUUCUAAGAAUCGCCUUGAUAAUUUUGGAGCAAAGAAGAAGAAAGUUGAAAGUGGUUCAGUCGUUGUUUCUGGAGAACUUAAAGUUGAACAUAAUCUAACAUAUGCAAAUAAGCCAAAAAGGAAACGCCCUUUUUGGAAAGAGAAGAAAAAUAAAAAUUCACAGAAAAGAAGCGUGCACAAUAACGAAAAAGAUGGAAAACAAAAUCAUAAGCAAAAUUCUGAAAUAACUGAUAUAAAUAAUGCAAUCAGGGAUAAUACCAAAAUGAAACCAUCACUUAAAAUGCAAAACUUAAACGAAAAAGGUUAUCCAGCUAGAAGUACUGAGCUCAAAAAUACAGGUGUUUCACAUUGUAACACAACAAAUAAGACUGAGGAAGAUGAAGCCAGAACUAAAAAUUUGAGACAUGAGAAACCCGAAAAAAAGAAGGAAUUUAAGAAAAAGAGGAAAUCAAAGCAGAUGUCCGGAGAAAAAGUAACAUCUUCUGUUAGUGUGUCAUCCAACUGGAAAAAGCUAGCGGAGUCUAUGAAUUUUAAGACUGAGACAAAGACUGCAGUAAAACCAAGGAGUGUCCCUGUGAAACCAGUUGAGCAAGUGCAAGAUGAAAAGAAAAGGGCAGAAAGCCCUGAGAUAUGGUUUGAUGACGUAGAUCCAAUGGUCUUGCAGGCAACGGCUGCUACAGCCAGUUCAAAUUCACAACCAAAGAGUGGAUAUGAAGGUUUAACUCGUUGUAUUGCCAUGGACUGUGAAAUGGUCGGUGCUGGUUUUGACGGCAAAGAUAAUGAACUAGCUAGGGUCUCAUUAGUAAAUGAGUAUGGUGGGUGUGUGUACGAUAAAUAUGUGAAACCUCGGGAGAAGGUGACAGAUUAUAGAACAGCUGUUAGCGGUAUCACACCAGCACAUAUCAGAAAAGCGGAAGAGUUUGAUGUUGUUCAAAGAGAUGUUGCUGAUAUGCUCAAGGGUCGUAUCUUGGUUGGUCACGCAUUGAACAAUGAUAUGAAGGUCUUGUAUCUAAGUCAUCAGAGAAUUAAUGUGAGAGACACUGCAAGAUACAAGCCGUUCCAGAAAAUAAUGAGAACGAAUAGACCAGGUUUGAAAAAAUUGACUAAAAAGAUUCUUAAGAUGGAUGUACAGCAGGGCGAACAUAAUUCUGUUGAAGACGCACAAGCUGCUAUGAAAUUGUACAUGUUGCAUAGAAAGGAAUGGGACAGUGUAGUGAAACGAGCAAGUAUUAAACAACAAACGUGGAAGAAGAAACGGCGAUGAUAUCUAUUCAUAAAAAUCUGAAAUUUUUUUAUUUUCACUUCUUAAAAACAUGUGACUUUGGUAGAAGCUACUGUUACAAGGUCAAUAUUAAAAGAAUA